Molecule: messenger RNA, 1112 nt
Organism: Oryza sativa Japonica Group (Japanese rice)
Lineage: Eukaryota; Viridiplantae; Streptophyta; Magnoliopsida; Poales; Poaceae
Source: RefSeq, a predicted model, not a curated record
AGGCAUGCAAGAUGGUGGAAAUAGCACUGCACGCAUAUGCCAAGCAAAAAGAUAUGCCGCCUGCCAAGUUAGAAAUUAUGAAAGUGAAAGAAAGGAGUCUUUUUGAAGAAUGUGGGAAAGUAUAUGCACGCUUCAACUUUCUGGUGAUCAAUGAUUCAGAUGGCACUCGUACUUUGUUCUUUGCUGAGGUGGAUUUUCUCAACUGCAAAGAGGAGAAGGACGUCUACCUGUGCUGUCCUUUGGAAGAGAAUGACAAUGGUUAUUGUUUUGGGUGCCGAGUGCAGCAUAUAAAACUUAGGCAUCCUACUUCUGCUGACUAUUUGGGUGGCCACAAGGAUAUCUGUUCUGAAUAUAUAGAUGUAGAAUAUUGUUUUGAUGACUAUUGACUAAUAUUAAUGUACCUACUUAUAACAGAUUAGUUUCAGAAUCACCCGCAAGUAGAAAGGUUGUGUUGCUGAACGUUUUCUCGGAUGGGCUUCAGCAAAGCGGCAUGUAAUUUAUGUUUUGUGUAGGUUCUACUCUGGAGCGGUGCUACAAUAUUGUGAUGUACACUGUAUGCUUUUGUAUAACAAUUAAUAACUCAUUAAUUAACUUAUAGUACUAUAAAUCAUAGGUCGAUUUCUAAUAGUUGCCGCGAGUACCAGAGCGUCCAGGUGUGGACGCCGAAUGUCCAGACCUGGACGUUAUAUUCAACGAUGUACAAUAUAGCAUCUGGUUCCAUACGAAGAAAAGCAAACAGCGUAGUUAAAAAAAAAAGCUAUUGCGGUAAAUUAUGUUGGUUGUUAAUAAGUUUUUAAUUUUUUAGAAAUAAAAUUAUUAUGGGACGGAAGUAGUAUAGAACGUUCCCACGAGACGCAUUCUCUACGUCACGUCUGACUAUAAAUCCUGGUUUAUACUAAGACCAUAUUUAUUUCAGCUUAGAAUUAUUAUAAUUGAAACAAACAAAUAGAUUAUAAUUAUAAUCUAUAAGUCAUAUUACUAUAAUCUGGUAAUAUCCUCUAACGUGUUUUUUUUUAUAUUAUUAGAUAGCUAAAGCCCCACUACCCUUAAAAGUUUUAUGCAAAUUACCCAACAUUGUCAUCUAACCCAACAGAUCGGCCACAACGCAUUUG